CGAUAAUCCGGCAGCGGUGAGCCAGCUGAGCAGCCAUGAUGGAGGCCGACACCCGGACGGAGAUCAACCCCGCCGAUUACUUCAGCCCCGACGCCCGCAUGCCGGACCCGGGGCUGUACCGCAAACUAUGGUACCCCGUGGUCAUGGGCGGCUUAGGCGUGAGCGUGGUGGCCUUCACGAACAUCUACACCAGGCGGCCGACGUGGAGCGGCCUCCAGCGUCACAUCAUCGCAGGCAGCGCAGGGCUGGUGCUGGGCAUCUUGACGGACCGGUGGACUAAGAAGCAGGCAGCACUCAGGGACAACAUCUACUACAACUACAUCCUGAGCCACCCUGAGGACUUCCCUCCCAUUGAGAGGAAGAAGUACAAAGAGGUGUUGCAUGAAUGGAUUCCCAUCCGCUAGGCACAGCUGGUGGCCGCCUUGGAAAGAGGAUUGUUGGGGUAUGCUUUAGAGUAAUAGAUCACUAAGAACUCUAUCUUCUUAUAAUUUAUUUUGUAGAUGCGCUGACUUCAUGAGUUAGUGUGUGUUCAUCACUUCAAACUUCCCGUGAAGUUUGCAGAAAUUUACUUUAAAUAAGUCAAUCUUUUCACUGUUGAAGCUAAUUGAAAGAAGCUACUCAAUUUGAAAGUUGUCUCAUUGAAGUAUUAUUCUUUAGGAUGUAUAGGGUUCUGUAAUGUAAAUAUUUAAAUAAAUAAAUAAGAUAC
Molecule: messenger RNA, 706 nt
Organism: Eriocheir sinensis (Chinese mitten crab)
Lineage: Eukaryota; Metazoa; Arthropoda; Malacostraca; Decapoda; Varunidae
Gene: ND-B14.5B
Product: NADH dehydrogenase [ubiquinone] 1 subunit C2-like
Exons: 3
Coding region: 36-404 (122 amino acids)
Biological process (GO): mitochondrial electron transport, NADH to ubiquinone
Cellular component (GO): mitochondrial inner membrane
Source: RefSeq, a predicted model, not a curated record